AUGUUUAAGCGCUUCCUAUCGGUUAAUAAAGCGUCUAAGAUAAAAAAUAGCUCUUCAGAUGAUCUUACAGUAAAACAACGAACGAUUAUUGAUGAUCCAUUAGAUGAAGAGCAAAAGAUAAAUUACGAUAAUACUGAUGAGAAGGAUGUACUAACUUCUUCUGAAAUGCAAGGUUCGAUGGUAAUAAUAGAAGAAGUGGAGAAGAGUUUUAGUAACACAAACCCAUUCAGUAAUGAACAAAACAACUCAUUUAAAAGAGAUAUUCCACCACUGACAACUUCUGAGGAAGCAUUUUCAAACGAUGUUUAUCCUCCACUUUGGUAUAGUAGAAGAACAGAUGAUCUACCGUUUGGAGAUGGAUCUAACAAGGUUUUUGGCUUUGAGAACUUCGGUAAUACAUGUUAUUGUAACUCCGUUUUACAAUGUUUAUACAAUCAUAAAGAAUUCAGAAUUAAUGUUUUAACAUAUCCAAAAUUAAAGGGCGAAUCAAGAGAAAGAAAAUUGAAAGUUACAUCUAAGAACCCAAGAACUUAUGACGGAUUGUUGCAAGAAUUAAAUGGACAUGGAGAAAGUACAACCUUGCCAUUAGGUAAUUUAUCGGAUUCCCACAAUCGCUUUAAUGAGGAAGAAAAAUCAUUUCAACACCAAAGUAAAAAAAUGUUGUCAAGUUUUAUGAGACGAUCAAAUAGUACUAACACGACGGUAUUAUCCAACGCAGAAACUUCAAAUAGGGCAGAAUCAUUUAUAAAAGUACCAGAUUCAAUACCAAAGGAAAAUUCAGUUUUACAAUCUGCUGAUCCAUUAAAAUUAAACUCCGCCAAUGACAGAAACUCUAGAAUAACUAUAGUUGGUAGGGAACUAGAUAGUAGUAUUUCGAAAAUAAAAGGAGACCGUUCCUCGUCGAAUGGCAGUUCUCAUAAGACUAUCAAUUCAGUACCUGAGGAACAUAACGAUAAUAAUGUGAAUACAAAUGAACACUCGAAUGAGGAUCUAGGGAGAAAAAUUUCAGACACUCAACCUAUUUAUCAAACCAUCGAAAGAAGGAAGAAAGUUGCUUUAGUCAAUGGGCCUGUUCUUAAUAUUGACCAAAAAAUAUCACAGCAUGAUACAGGAUCACCCAUAUUUGGAAGUCUAAAAGACAUAUUUGAAUGUAUCACUGAAAAUGAUUAUAUGACAGGUGUUGUAUCGCCAUAUCAAUUUAUUCAUACUUUCAAGAGGGAAAAUGUUUUGUUCAACAGUAUGAUGCAUCAGGAUGCACAUGAAUUUCUCAAUUUCCUUUUAAAUCAAAUUAGCGAUACGGAUAUGACUAAUGGAAAUAAUAUAAGCGCACCAAACUUUAUUAAAGAUAUGUUCGAAGGUUCAUUAACAUAUAGAGUAAAAUGUCUAACAUGUGAUAAUAUAACUACUAGGGAUGAAAAUUUCCUUGAUUUUCCAAUUGAAGUUCAAGGGAAAAAAGAAACCAGCAUACAAGAUGUAUUGCAAAAGUACCAUCAAAGGGAGUUACUGAAUGGUUCAAAUAAAUUUUAUUGUGAUUUGUGCUGUGGGCUUCAAGAGGCUGAAAGGGUAGUGGGUCUGAAAAAUUUACCUAGUACAUUACUAUUACAUUUAAAACGUUUUAAAUAUUCAGAGGCUGAGAACGCAAAUAUUAAAUUGUUCAAUAACAUAUACUAUCCAUCCAAGUUGCAUGUUCAAAGUACAUUUGACGCAACACAAUCCAAAAAUUACAAUCUGACCGGUUUGGUUGUUCACAUGGGGGGUGGGCCACAGCACGGUCAUUAUGUGGCUCUAUGCAAGACCGAAAAAUAUGGUUGGUUGAUUUUUGACGACGAGACAAUUGAGACGAUAUCAGAUGAGGAUGUCUUGAAAUAUUCAGGAGACAGUGGUAGCAUGUCCACGGCGUAUUUGUUAAUGUAUACAGAGGAUGAUAAUGCUACUGUUAACAGCUGUGUGGGACAUGCGUCUCAUCAUGAAAACGUGUCGGAAUUAAUUCAUGCAGACGAUGUGGUUCGUCGAAAGAACUUCUUAAAGGAUUUUGGCUGUUUAAAUAUCAGUUCAAGAGAAGAAUCGGCGGAAAUUGUUGAAUCAUUCAAUACUGAGAAAAAUGGUUUAUCGAAGAAUAGGAUAGGUGAGAAAACCUCUAAGUUUUUCAGUUUUGGAAAGAAAUAA
Maudiozyma barnettii is the source of this 2166-nucleotide messenger RNA. It is a transcript of the gene UBP13, whose product is annotated as ubiquitin-specific protease UBP13. The record is from RefSeq and is a predicted model, not a curated record. NCBI's taxonomy places the organism in Eukaryota, Fungi, Ascomycota, Saccharomycetes, Saccharomycetales, Saccharomycetaceae. Gene Ontology annotation, cellular component: nucleus; cytosol. Gene Ontology annotation, molecular function: cysteine-type deubiquitinase activity; cysteine-type endopeptidase activity. Bases 1 to 2166 code for a protein of 721 amino acids. The transcript has a single exon. Gene Ontology annotation, biological process: protein deubiquitination.